Ogataea philodendri is the source of this 1398-nucleotide messenger RNA. RefSeq lists its product as uncharacterized. NCBI's taxonomy places the organism in Eukaryota, Fungi, Ascomycota, Pichiomycetes, Pichiales, Pichiaceae. Gene Ontology annotation, molecular function: snoRNA binding. The transcript has a single exon. The record is from RefSeq and is a predicted model, not a curated record. The coding region runs from base 1 to 1398 and encodes 465 amino acids. Gene Ontology annotation, biological process: rRNA processing. Gene Ontology annotation, cellular component: cytoplasm; preribosome, small subunit precursor; nucleolus.
AUGGGUAAGAUCAGUACCAAGGACAGCAAGGACAAGAUCCGGCACAAGCCUUUGUACAAGGACAUCACUGAGACCGGGACCUUGAGUACGGGUAAACGGUCCAAACAGUCCAAGAACGAUGAUGAGGACUUUGACGACGAACAAGUUCUUGACGCUGCUGCGUCCCGUAGAAUUCUGAAGCUCGCUAGAGAACAGCAGGAAGAAAUUGAGAGCGAAGAGAACCACAUCAAGGUUGCGGAGAAACCAAGAUUCCAGAUGAUCUCUCCCGAGUCCGACGAUUCGGACGCGGAUGCGGCUUACGAAGACAUGACAGACGAAGGUGAAGACGAAUACUACGAUGACGACGAAGUCGAAGAGAUCGACGAAGAGGAAGCCAAGCUUUUUGAUUCAUACUUCAAGUCAGGAGACAACGCUUUUGGCAGUUUCAACCUUGCAGACAAAAUUAUGGCCAAACUGGAAGAGACCAAACAGACCAAGACCGAACAGACAGAAAGACCACAGGACAAAGUUUUCCUCCCACCGCGGGUGAUAGAGGCUUACGAAAAAGUCGGACAAAGUUUGCAUCAUUGGAGAAACGGAAAACUGCCAAAACUAUUCAAAGUGCUCCCAAGUAUCAAGAACUGGGAAGAUUUGAUUUUCGUCACCAACCCAGAAGCAUGGACUCCUCAAGUGGUUUACGAGGCCACGAGAUUGUUCGUUUCUAACUUGACUGCUAAUAAAGCGGAGAGGUUCGUCAAUUUGGUACUAUAUCCAAGAAUUAGACAGGACAUCGAAGAGAGUGACGAACAUAAACUUAAUUACCAUCUCUAUCGGUCCUUGAAGAAGAGUCUUUAUAAACCAGCAGCUUUCUUCCGUGGAUUCCUGUUCCCAUUGAUCCAAGAAGGAUGCACAACAAGGGAGGCAAUGAUCGUGGGAUCAGUUUUGACAAAGUGUUCUGUCCCUGUCCAGCACUCAUCUGUUGCACUCUCGUGGCUUUUGGAACAAGAAUUCAACCCUGCAACCACUGUUUUUAUCAGAAUUCUUGUUGAGAAAAAGUAUGCAUUGCCAUACCAAACCAUCGAUGACUUGGUGCUUUAUUUCAUGAGAUUCCGUGUGAUCACAGACCAGAACAAGAACGACAUCAUUUUGGACGACGCCACAGAGAUCGCUGAGCAAAGACGUCUCGCACAAUCUCCUCCAAUGCCAUUGGUCUGGCACAAAGCAUUUUUGGCAUUCGCACAACGGUAUAAGAAUGAUAUCACCGAAGACCAGCGCGAUUUCCUGAUGGAGGUGGUGAGACAGCGUGGACACCGUGAGAUUGGUCCAGAAAUUAGACGUGAACUGCGUGCGGGAAGCGAACGGUCAACGACCACCGCACCAAAGGAGGACAAAGAGGACGAUAUCAUGUCUUUCUUCUAA